AUGACUGAUUGGCUUGAAUUAGAAAGAAGGUUGCAAAAGAAUCAGACAAUUGAUGCAAGAGCACAGGUACAAUUGAACAAAGAAAAAGAACACUGGAAACAUGUGUUACAUAGGAUAAUUGCUAUUGUGCAAAGACUAGCAAAAAAUAACUUGGCCUUUAGAGGAAGUUGUGAGAAUCUUUAUGUUGAAAACAAUGGUCUCUUUCUGCAAAUGGUUGAAAUGAUUGCUGAGUUUGAUCCAAUAAUGAAUGAGCACCUUCGGCGUAUUAAAGACCAUGAAACUUAUAUUACAUAUCUCGGUAGCAGAAUUCAAAAUGAAUUGAUAGAAAUGUUGGCAUGUGAGAGAUGGAGAAUUUUUAAAGAUCAUGUAAAGGGUUUGACAGUUAAGCCAUUGUCACAAACACGCUGGGAAAGUCAUGUUGAGAGCGUGAAACCUAUAAAAGAACAAACUGCCCAAAUUAGAGAUGCUUUACUUGACUUAACAAAUGAUACUGAAGAUCCCAAAACAAAAAGUGAAGCAGAGUCCUUGGCAUUAUAUGAACUUGAGAAGUUUGAAUUCUUACUUGGUGUGGUAAUUUGGUAUAAGUUGUUAUUCGCAAUUAACACUGUGAGUAAAUUUCUUCAAUCCGAAAAUAUGGAUAUUGAUGCUGCUAUCAAACUCUUGCAAGGAAUUAUUAUAUUUCUUGAAGAGUAUAGAGAAUCUGGUUUUGAUAAGGCAAUGGUUGAAGCUAAAGAAAUGACAAGUGAAAUGGGCAUUGAAGCAGUAUUUCGAGAAAAGCGAGUUGUUCGUAGAAAAAAACAAUUUGAUGAAAGUAGUAGUACAGAAAUAGCAUUAUCAGCAGAGGAGUCCUUCAGAGUUAACUACUUUCUCUUUAUAGUUGAUCAAGCUCAUUCAUCUAUUGAGUCUCGAUUUGCACAAUUUAAAAAAUAUUAG
Molecule: messenger RNA, 933 nt
Organism: Zingiber officinale
Lineage: Eukaryota; Viridiplantae; Streptophyta; Magnoliopsida; Zingiberales; Zingiberaceae
Exons: 2
Coding region: 1-933 (310 amino acids)
Source: RefSeq, a predicted model, not a curated record